Fonsecaea monophora is the source of this 1836-nucleotide messenger RNA. RefSeq lists its product as hypothetical. The transcript has a single exon. Lineage: Eukaryota; Fungi; Ascomycota; Eurotiomycetes; Chaetothyriales; Herpotrichiellaceae. The record is from RefSeq and is a predicted model, not a curated record. Bases 1 to 1836 code for a protein of 611 amino acids.
AUGGCUUUUCAAGUCUGUACCAGAUGUCGCAAGCGGAGAAUCAAGGUGAGAACGACGAUACAGCUUGAGGGGUCGACGAGUUUGAAUUUUACAACUGACUUUUGUGCCCACGACAGUGUGAUCGCGCUUUGCCGGCCUGUCGACAUUGUCAACAAGCUGACGUUGAGUGUUUCUUUUGGGACGACUCCAUUGGAGAGGAAAUACCAUGCGCGUUCGUGUUCGUCUGUGUAUCUUGUUUCAAACGAGACUCAUAAAGCCAGGUAUCUUUUCUCCCUGCAACAAAAGGUUCAGGCACUUCAGCUGGAGAUCCAGCAAGCUGCCGAUCAAGAGAGCGCUAGCGAAUCGACAGAGUUCGAAGCAGUACCGCUAUCUAUGCAAGGAUAUCACCUGGAAGUGGCGGCUUGUGACGAACUUCCGACGCCAACACGAAUCGCUUAUCUGGGGCCCGGAACUUCAGCUCGACUCAUGCAGUCCUUCUUGAAGUCCACGGGUCGAGGGCAAAUGUCCAACAAUUUGCACCUAGGAAGGCACCUAUUUCCCAAUUCUCCAUUUCAUUCGACAAAUCUUGACGAGCCACGCUCCAUGACCUCCUUUCUGACCAACAUUGACUUGCGGAAGGUAGAGUUGCAUUCCCUCGUACCACCUUCGACGCAACGCGCCAUCAUCGAGAAUUACUUCCGAACGGUAGCAACCGAGUAUGCCCUCCUUCCUAUUGAGCAUGAGUCAGAUCUGUCGACGUACGAAAACCCUUUGAAAUGGGCUGGGUCGAACAAAGACGACCCAGUGGCGUGUUCGCUGACCAUCAUUUUUGCCAUCUCAUCUGCUCUGAUUACUCGAGAUGUCGAUCCCAUCCUGUCCAACAUUUCUUCCCGAUUCAGAGAGGAUGUUGAGAAGCUUGCUCUCUGCGAUGGAGGAUGUCGAGUUCAAAGCAAUACACUCAGAUGGGCAUGCACUGCUCUAUGUGCACUAUCCAUGAUUGAAUUGAUCUCUCCAAGCUCUGGGCAACUUUGGGAUCUUCUGGGAAGGGCUGCUUCGACAAUGGAAGACUUGCAGGCGGCCAGCCCGCUUGGACAGCCCAACCUCGACCCCGAGUUGGAAAGGCUCGAGCGUGUCCUCCUCAAGCUGGAAAGGUAUUUAUCAUACGUUCUUCUCUACUUUGUGCUCGCGACUAACAUCGGCUCCAAUAGUUUGGCAUCUCUUCAUUUCGGACGUCCGUCGUUGUUCUUGCAAACUUAUUUGCGACCACCAGCCGACCAUCUCUCUCUUCUACAUGCACUUUCGAAUGAGCUUGGUGUUGAAAGUUCACUACAUCGUAUUCACCGAACCCUAGCCACGGUGCCAGUUCCAACUGAGAGAUAUCUCGAGGGACUAAUCCCCCAAUUUCUCCAGGUGGCCUCGACAGGGUCUGAGAUUAGUUUGUCUUCUGCCAGACUCUAUCUUGCUCUGAGUCCGCUAUUCAUCGACUCGGACAGAUUCGGAAACGGUGUCGGUAUGAACGCUCCGUCCCCUAGAAUGGUGCACCUGAUUACUGAAUCUGCCUCUGUCCUUAUCGACCACUACACUCGAUUGAACCAAACCACCUCCAUCAUCAGCAUAUGGAUGGCAGCUGAGCAUGUACUUAUAGCUGGUGUCAUCUGGGCUGCUGGUCUUGUUCACCAGCAACGCCUAUCAGGCCCACGACUGCAGACCAUAUCUUCAAUGGGGCCCGGCCCCGCGCUGGGGCCAAUCGUGAAAGUGUCCAGCCUGCUGGCGUCAUUUUCAGCACGGUGGAAAGCCGGAUCAGCUUUUGUGAAUGCCUGGGAGACAGUGGUCGAAACACUCUGGCAAGUGCUAUAG